Molecule: messenger RNA, 420 nt
Organism: Ophidiomyces ophidiicola
Lineage: Eukaryota; Fungi; Ascomycota; Eurotiomycetes; Onygenales; Onygenaceae
Gene: MRPL27
Product: 60S ribosomal protein L27, mitochondrial
Exons: 2
Coding region: 1-420 (139 amino acids)
Biological process (GO): translation
Cellular component (GO): mitochondrial large ribosomal subunit
Molecular function (GO): structural constituent of ribosome
Source: RefSeq, a predicted model, not a curated record
AUGUUCAAGCCUUCGCAAUGUUUACAAGCGCGUUUGCGCUUGACCACAAAACAAGUGAACGGGGGUUACUACAAAGGUAAUCGCACCGGUUCUAUGGGUUUUUUCGCGCCCCAGAAGGGCAAAUAUGUGAUCAAUUGGACCAAAGUACGAACAUAUGUUGUACCCGAGACCCUCUCGGAAUUCAAGCUUACCCCCUUCGUAACCCGGCGGAUGGAGCCAACCCGUAACGCCUUUACAAAAAUACUCCAAGCGAAGAGCGGUAGAGAAGUAGUCGUACCGAGAGCAUAUACCGGUAAAGACUUCCUGCAAGAAUGGGUGGAAGAGAACGACGAGGAGGUGGUGGAGCUUCGACGACGCGAGGAAGAAUUGGGCGAACAAUCUGAACCGUCGACCGAAGAAACGAUCAGAAUCGAGCGAUGA